Messenger RNA from Rhineura floridana, 2069 nucleotides. It is a transcript of the gene EXOSC4, whose product is annotated as exosome component 4. NCBI's taxonomy places the organism in Eukaryota, Metazoa, Chordata, Lepidosauria, Squamata, Rhineuridae. The record is from RefSeq and is a predicted model, not a curated record. Gene Ontology annotation, cellular component: cytoplasmic exosome (RNase complex); nuclear exosome (RNase complex); nucleolus. Bases 1097 to 1834 code for a protein of 245 amino acids. The transcript has 3 exons. Gene Ontology annotation, biological process: poly(A)-dependent snoRNA 3'-end processing; U4 snRNA 3'-end processing; nuclear mRNA surveillance.
GCCUCACCUCCUCCAAGAUGCGGCGGAUACCCUCGGUGGGGGCGUCGCUGUAGUUGAGCGGAUCCUCCGAGAGCAGCUUCAGCACCCGGACCUUCCCUCCAGGGCACCGGGCGAAGACGUCGGUGAAAGUACCCCCGCGGUCGAUGGCAAACUGGAACUUGCCGGCGCCUGCCGCAGCCAUGGCCAAGACGGGCUCCCGCCUGCCCUGUGGGCGCAAGAGGAGGUCGAGUGGCCGGCUGGAUGGCGGAGGAGCAAUGGGACGCAGGACACCGGGGUUCCUAGGAGGAGGGGUCCGGCUGCGCUGGAGACGGGGCUGGUGACAGCCUUUCCAGUCCGGAGUGGGCGCCCCGGAGACUCGCUCGACGGCGCAGCAGCAGCCUUGCGAAGAUCGGCUCGGCGGCGCGCCCCUCCCCGGGACCUCCGCUGUGGGAGCUCCUCCUGCGACGUGCGGGGGGCGGCGGCUCCGCGCCCCGCCUAACUUGUUGGACGGGUUCGGUUAGGGGGUUGGAGAGAGACCGCUGCCGAGACGAGGGCAAAUCCCCUCCCGCAGCUCCUGCGAAACUGAGCCCGCAAGGGGUUCAAAGGGGUCACCGAGCAAAGGCCUUGGCGGGGGCAGCCCUCAGCGCUCCCCUCGGCGGGGCCAAGCGAUAGGGAGGGGGCUUUGCUCCGCAGCUUCUAAGGAAACCAAGCGCGCCCCGCCUCCAUUCCCCCCAACAGAAAAUUCAGGCGCUGGCGACGGCCGUCCCGCAUCUCAUCCUGAGAGGGAAGGUGGGGAGGCGACGCCGCGCGCCCCGAGGGCCCCGCUGGCUUCCUAGACGUUUCCUGGCAGCAUCACUUCAGUGCGCGCUCCCGCGAAGAGACGCAAUCGCGUCUCCUUGGCAGGGUGCAGAACUCCAUGCCCGCCCUGCGGGCUCCCGCCUGCCGUUGCAACCGCUUGCCGCGCGCGUGCGGAAGCCAGGCGCGUCUUGCGCGGCAAACGGGCACGCGGCGGCCAAGUCCCCGGAGGGAGGCGGGCCCUUGAAGGGGCGGAGCGGCGGCGGCUCUCGGCCUAGCAGAGCACGUCGGGAGACUCCGCCUCCGCCACUCGGCGGGGAGUAUGGCCGGGCUGGAGCUGCUGUCGGAGCAGGGCUACCGCGUGGACGGGCGCCGCGCCGGCGAGCUCCGCCAGAUCCGCGCCCGCAUGGGCGUCUUCGCGCAGGCCGACGGUUCCGCCUACCUGGAGCAGGGCAACACCAAGGCCCUGGCCGUCGUCUACGGGCCCCACGAGAUGCGCGGCUCCCGCAGCAAGGCCCUGCACGACCAGGCCUUGGUCAACUGCCAGUUCAGCAUGGCCACCUUCAGCACGGGCGAGCGCAAGCGGCGGCCCCACGGCGACCGCAAGGCCAGCGAGAUGACCCUGCACCUCAAGCAGACCUUCGAGGCUGCCAUCCAAACGCAGCUCUACCCCCGCUCCCAGAUCGACAUCUAUGUCCAGAUCUUGCAAGCAGACGGCGGGAACUAUUGUGCCUCCGUGAAUGCAGCCACACUGGCAGUCAUCGAUGCUGGCAUCCCUAUGCGGGACUAUGUGUGUGCCAGCUCAGCUGGCUUCAUUGAAGACACACCCUUGGCUGACUUAAACUAUGUAGAGGAGGCAGCCGGUGGCCCCCAGCUGGCCUUGGCGCUGCUGCCCAAGUCAGACCAGAUUGCAUUGCUGGAGAUGAAUGCCCGGCUGCAUGAGGACCACCUGGAGCGCACCAUGGAGGCUGCCAGCAAGGCCUGCAAAGAUGUCUAUGCUGUGCUUGACCAGGUGGUGCGGGAACAUCUGCAGGAGGUCACUGCUUUGCUAGGCAAGUGAGCACCCUCCCCUCUGCCUGGCAGGGCUCGAGGCUGCGGCUCCCGUUGCCCCAGUGGGAGGAAAGGCCUCUGCGACUGCUGAUGGUCUUGUCCCCCUUUGCUUGCUUCAGGUGGUAAACCUGGCAAUGUGGAUGUCUGACUGUGUGUGUUGCAUUACCUGUGGCGGUUUGCACUAAGCAUUUUUGUAUAGAAUUUCUUCCUUUUUACACAUCAAAGAAUAAAUAUACUUCCAAAGA